UUCCUUCUUUUCAUUGUUUUCACAAUAAACAACUAAUUCCAACAUGAUGGCUGACCUGUUUGUGCAUGAUCUAGCAUUUGCGCUUGAUGAGAAGUUAGUAUUGACAAUCGAUGAGGAUGUUGAACUCGACUUGGAUGUUGAGGAGCCAAUGGAUCAGUUAGAAAAAGGAGCAACAUGGUGCUUAGCAAGAAAAUUAUUGAUCAAGAAGCGUUAUAAUAUGGAGGCACUAGAAAACACUUUAGCCAAUGGGCUCGGUGGAGGCAUUCAAAGGCAAAUAUGGAAAGCUUGUGGGCACGAGAAUCAAGCAAAUCUUACAAUGGAGGUCAAAGCCUUGAUUGGCAAAAUGAUAACCUCAAGUUGGGGGAAGCUCAAGCUUUCAAAUAAUGAGGCCAAGAAGGCCUAUAUACCUCGAAUCUUGGCCCAAAAGGCACAAGCAGGCCUACCGAACACCAUGAAUCUGUAUUAUUGGAACUGCCAAGUUCUUGGGAACCCUCAAGCAAUUCAAAGUCUCAUCGAAUUGGUGGGACUGAAGAAACCUAUAGUGGUGUUUUUAUGUGAGACACUACUGAAUAAUGGGGAGGUGCAGAUGAUGGGUAGCAAGUUUACAUGGAGAAAGGGUCGAACAGAGGAAAAAGUAGACAAAUGCUUGGCCACCAAUACUUGGAAGACACUUUUUCCUAUGACAAGGGUGAGGACGUUGCCACCUUUAUCAUCUGAUCAUACGCCGCUAUGGAUCACCCUUGAUGGUAAACGUGACAAGUUGCACUUAAAAAAGCGUAAAUUGAUCAUUGAUAAUGCCUUGAUUGCCUUUGAAAUUUUGCAUUUCAUACGAAAUAGGAGGAACAAGAAGAAGGGUUGGCAAAGAGUCAAAUUAGACAUGAGUAAAGCUUUUGAUCGCGUGGAGUGGCAAUAUCAUGAACACAUAAUGCGAGAACUGGGAUUUGCAAAUAGAUGGCUAAGAUUGAUUAUGGCUUGUGUCUCUUCAAUUAGCUAUGAAGUCCUCCUAAAUGGCAAAGGAGCUGGAAAAGUGGUACCAUCUAGAGGAUUGCAUCAAGGUGAUCCAUUGUCACCUUACUUAUUCAUUCUAUGUGACAAAGGUCUUACAGCCAUGAUUCAGGAGGCAGAGAAGCAUCAACUGCUACAUGGAGUGAGGAUCUGUGGGUUGAGUGAGACUAAAUGGCGGCCACCUACUGUUGGGUUUAUAAAGGUGAAUGUGGAUGGGGCAAUUUUUGAACAACAGAGAUUGUAUGGUGUAGGUGUAAUGGCUCAGGAUUCUUCUAGGGAAGUAUUAGCUGCCAUGGUGUCUAAGGGACAUGGAAUGCUUUCGAUGGAGGAGUGUGAAACAUGUAGCCUACGAAAUGCAUUGAAGUGGGCCAAGAACCUUAUGUUUGACAAGAUUGUUGUGGAAAUCAAUUGCACGAGCAUAGUCACAGCAAUCAACAACAAUCACAUUUUAAACUUCAACCUUGGUAUAAUCCUACUAGACUGUAAGCACCUUAUGGCUUCUUUUGCUAUUUGUCGAUUACAGCAUGUUCAAAGAAUUGGGAACUCAGUAGCUCAUGAGCUUGCAAGAGGGUGCUCCAGGCUGAAGCUGAUCUAUUUUGGCUUGCAGACAUACUAGAUUUCAUUGCACCUUUUGUAACAGGAGAUUGAACACUUGAUUAAUAUUAUAUCUUAUCCUUGUUACCAUUUUUAUGAAUAAAACAAGCGCAUAUUU
Molecule: messenger RNA, 1717 nt
Organism: Rubroshorea leprosula
Lineage: Eukaryota; Viridiplantae; Streptophyta; Magnoliopsida; Malvales; Dipterocarpaceae
Source: the annotation of a GenBank genome assembly